CGAACCAAUCAUAAGAGCUCUCCGGCCAUUUAAACCAUGUGGUUUCAUCUUCACACGAAUUUCAAAACUCUGUUAAUUAAGAGGAGAAGCAGGCGCAGGUGCGUCAGUGUGCUUUGUGUUUUCUUAAAGAGAUCGGUUGAAGACGUAAAUAACAUGGCGCAGUUUGGGUCUGAAAAUGACAUCCAUAGUAUCCUGAAGCUGGAUAUGCCCAUUAUAAACGUCCCCACUGCAAGGUGGCAAAGAAAGACCAGCUCUUCCAUCACAUCUGCCCUGACUGCUUUGUCACCUGGCAGACCUGCUACUGCGUCCCCAAGUACAUUAAAAACACCAAGCAAAACCCCAGGCAAAAAUCAAAAACCCACACCCUCUAAAAUGGGAGGAGACCGCUACAUUCCCUUCAGAAAUGGCAAACGAAUGGAUGUGGCAAGUUUCCUGCUCUCAAAGGAGAAUGAGCCUAUGGACACAUACAACGCAGCAGCAACAUCAAAAGCCUGGUCUACGUCCCUGAACGGAUACAACAUUAAAGAAGCAAAGAUCCUGAACCUGGGAGGGAAGCCACUUAGUGCCCUGGAAGGCUAUCAGGACAACUUGACAGUCUUCUACAGUCAGGUAACAACUCCAGCCUCUGUCAAAAAGACGAGAUACAUUUCCUCAAAUCCAGACAGAAUCUUGGAUGCUCCUGAGCUACGGAAUGAUUUCUAUUUGAACCUCUUUGACUGGAGCAGUCAAAAUGUUCUUGCUGUGGCGCUUCAUAAUAGUGUUUACCUGUGGGACGCCACUCAAGAAGACGUUGUUCUUCUCAUGAAGUUGGAGCACGAGGAGGAUUACAUCUGCUCUCUGUCCUGGACCAAAGACGGAAGAUACCUAGCUAUUGGCACCAGUGACUGCAAAGUUCAGUUGUGGGAUGUUGACAACCAGAAGCAUCUACGCAACAUGAUUAGCCAUACUGCUAGAGUUGGCAGUCUAAGUUGGAAUGACCAUGUUCUUUCCAGUGGCUCAAGAGCAGGGCACAUUCAUCAUCAUGAUGUGAGGGUUGCAGAACAUCACAUCUACGCCCUCACUGGUCACUCGCUGGAGGUGUGUGGGCUGCAGUGGUCCCCAGAUGGCCGAUACCUGGCCAGUGGUGGCAAUGACAACUUGGUGUAUAUAUGGCCCCGCAUACAGGAGGGCAGCCCUGGCCAGUCACUGCACUGCUUUAAUUCUCAUGAAGGAGCUGUCAAGGCUUUGGCCUGGUGUCCAUGGCAGCCAAAUAUCCUGGCAUCCGGAGGUGGUACUAGUGACCGUCACAUCCGUGUCUGGAAUACAAACAGUGGCUCCUGCAUCCAUUCACUAGACACUAAGUCUCAGAUCUCUUCGCUGGUAUUUGCACCCAACCAUAAAGAGUUGGUCUCUGCUCAAGGCUACCCUGACAAUAAUGUUGUUAUCUGGAAGUACCCCUCCUUCACCAGGGUUGCAGAACUCAACGGCUUUGAGGACAGAGUUCUCAGUCUGUCCCUGAGUCCAGACUGCUCAACAGUUGCGACUGUCGCUGGAGACGAGGUCAUUCGUCUGUGGAAAUGCUUUAAGGUGGAUCCAGCUGAGAAGAAGGCUAAAGAGAGGAUGAUCAAAUCAACCUGCAGUGUCAUUCAUCAGUCAAUCAGAUAAUUUUCUCUGAGCUGUUCCAUUUAUUUUUUUAUAUGCAGAAUGAGUUAUGUGCAAUAUUUUAUUUAAUUCCCAAUAAAGAUUUCUACAGUGUUUUAGCUGUAACUGGUAACUUGCUGCUCCUGUUGGUUGUUUACAAAACUAGCAGACCUGUAUAAAUUACAAGCGUUGCCUUUAAAGUAGAAGGGUUUUUUCCAAGUGUACUUGUGGCAUCCACUGAUUAUAAGGGACACAUUUUAUAUGGUGAACUGCAUUGAAUAAAAAGUAUGAUUAUGAGUGUA
Molecule: messenger RNA, 1922 nt
Organism: Notolabrus celidotus (New Zealand spotty)
Lineage: Eukaryota; Metazoa; Chordata; Actinopteri; Labriformes; Labridae
Gene: cdc20
Product: cell division cycle 20 homolog
Exons: 11
Coding region: 37-1644 (535 amino acids)
Biological process (GO): anaphase-promoting complex-dependent catabolic process; positive regulation of anaphase-promoting complex-dependent catabolic process; positive regulation of ubiquitin protein ligase activity
Cellular component (GO): anaphase-promoting complex
Molecular function (GO): ubiquitin ligase activator activity; protein binding; anaphase-promoting complex binding
Source: RefSeq, a predicted model, not a curated record